UUGUGUUGUCGCUGUUCUGGACGUUGUAUGUCGAGAAAAAAAAAAGAUUUUUUUUGGGCAGAGAAAUAAAAAUUUCAAAUUAAUCGAUAAAAUAUUCUUAUUUCGAUUGAAUUAAAUUGCCGUAUUCGAUGCAAGUGAAUUCAUUGAAUGAAUUUCAUUCAAGAGAAUGAUUCAAUGCUGGUCAUUUGUGCUAAAUAAAAAAUCUAAAAAAAAUAUUUAAAGAAGAAAACGAUGAAAAAAUAUCGUUUUAGUGACGUGCUAUAUACGCAUUGACGUUUGUGCUUUUGUGUAGUGCCAUUUAAAAAUAUAAGUUUUGUUUGGAUUUCAAUUUCGUAAGAAAAAGGAAGAUUAAUUUUUUUUUGUAUUUUUCAUUUACAAAUUCUAAUAAUUUCGUCACGGAGCCCAGCUUAUGUUUAUGUGUCAGUGUAUUCCCAGUGCUUUAAACAUAUAACUGGUUCAAAAUUGCCGAGGACAUAGGAUCGUUAGAGGAUAUUAAAACGGAGACCACCAUCAAUAUGGUGAAACGAAGCGAUGGUUCAGAGUCUCCGAUACUAGCAGAAACAGAUGCUGAUGGACACAACGAUAAACCUAGAAUAAAAUACGGAGAAUUAGUGAUAUUAGGAUACAAUGGUUUUUUACCACAAGGUGACCGUGGUCGAAGGCGAUCCAAAUUUGUGCUGUAUAAACGAAACGAAUCAAAUGGCGUAAAGAGAUCAAACCAUUAUAUAGUUCAAUCACCUGAAAACACAAAGGCAAUAUUAGAUGCACAGCAACAUUCAAUAUCAUACACACUAUCCCGAAAUCAGGCUGUUAUUGUGGAAUAUAAAGAGGAUGCCGAAACGGAUAUGUUUCAGGUUGGCCGAUCAUCCGAAUCGCCAAUAGAUUUCGUGGUAAUGGAUACACUGCCCGGUGACAAAAAGGACGCGAAAGUAAUGCAGAGUACAAUAUCACGAUUUGCUUGCAGAAUUUUAGUUGAACGAACUGAAGCCCCAAAAGCUAAAAUAUACGCAGCUGGUUUCGAUUCGAGUAGAAAUAUAUUUUUAGGGGAAAAAGCGACAAAAUGGCAAGACAAUGUGGAAAUCGAUGGUCUGACAACAAACGGUGUUCUAAUCAUGCAUCCGAAGGGCCAGUUUUGCGGUGGCAAAGCUAAGUGUGGUGUGUGGCGCGAAUGUUCUGUUGGUGGUGAUAUAUUUAAUUUAAGAGAAUCAAGGUCUGCACAACAAAAGGGAAAACAAGUACAAGAAGAAACCAACGUCCUUCAAGAUGGCACAUUAAUUGACUUAUGUGGUGCGACAUUACUUUGGCGAUCCGCCGAAGGACUUCAAAACUCACCGACGAAGAGAGACUUAGAAAAACUUGUUGACGAAAUAAAUGCUGGACGCCCUCAAUGUCCGGUUGGCCUGAAUACAUUAGUAAUACCACGAAAAGUUACUUUAGGAGAACACAUAAACCAGCCUUACGUUUAUUUGAAUUGCGGUCACGUUCAAGGAAAUCAUGACUGGGGACAAGAUAAGUCAACUGGUGCACGAAGAUGUCCGAUGUGCCUUGAAUUAGGUCCGGUUGUAACUUUAUGUAUGGGCAUUGAACCAGCCUUUUAUGUUGAUUCCGGACCACCAUCGUUUGCGUUCAAUCCUUGCGGUCACAUGGCAAGUGAAGCCUCGGUCAAAUAUUGGGCAAACGUUGACAUACCACACGGUACGAAUGGCUUUCAAGCAGUAUGCCCAUUUUGCGCUACACCGCUGUUAGGAUGCCCCGGCUAUAUGAAAUUAAUAUUUCAAGAUAAUCUGGACUAGUAACAUUCAGCGACGCAUCAAAAGAGAAAAAACAAUUUGCAAGUUAUGUUAAGAGGUUUCGUUUUUAGUAUCUAAUGACUCAACGGAGACGUUCAUCAUUUCAGAAGUGCUGAACAAGUGAGCAUAAUGUUUCGAUGCUCAAUUUCGCUAGAAUUCGUUUUUAGUAAAAUCCAAUCAGCAAAAUAAAUCGAACUUUUGUGGCUAAGGAUACAGUUAAGAAAUAACUGAUGUUACUCACGACAAAAGUUGAAUAAAUUAAAACUUCUGGUCAUUUUACAGUUGUGUUCGAUCGAACCAUAUUCAAAUACGAUAACACCUUAGUCUGUUAUCUUAUUCCAUUGCUAAUUCUACAAAACUUUCAUAGGUUAUUGAGGAAAAAGAUUCGUUCAACGAAAGGAGGACCGCAUCUAAGCGAUCCCCGAACUAACCUUUUACCCUAAGUGGUUUUGUAUGAGUCAUGGAUUUCAGCCGUUUCGACUGACUAUUUGAUAAGAGAUUUUUAAUUCAGAAUUGGUGCAUGCAAAGGUAAACAAAGAGCUAAAUGUUUGAGUUUUCUCUUUCUUGUUUGCUUACAUGCAAAAUCGCUACAAUUUCGUCCGAUCACACUAAUACCAAUAAACUGGCAGAGUUUUUCCUAUUAUCUCGUUGGAUGCGUGUAAUCAGAUGCUGCUAAAAGUAAACAAGCAGAUGGUUGACAAUCGUUCUGUCAAUUUGUUGAUAAAUCGAUAUUUGCGACCCCGCAUUUGAAUUAAAGAUGAGGAAUUAACUGGUUCAGUCCCGGAUUGGCUAUCGUUAGAUUUUAUCAAAUUCAUUCAACCGAACGAGUGAUAUCGAAAUACCAACUUGUAGCAUUGCUUUACAUUGUGCGGUAGCAGCCAACAAUUUCUUUUAUUCGUCAUUACAGUUGAAUUUGUGUUCUCGUUGUAUUCAGCUGACUUACCAGCUGGUCCACUCACCCUGAUAAUGCAAAAAAUUCAUUUUUGCAUUUUUGAAUUAUUGAAAGAGUUCGGAGCUCGUUCAAAAAUUAUGCUUACGACUAUCGUUUUGAUUUUGUACCUUUCCCAGCAACUGUUAAAGAUAGAGACACAACAAAAAAUGUCAGGUCGAGAAAAAAGUUUUUUCGCUGAAAAGAUGGAAAUUUAUCUUUAACAGUCGAUUAGGCGUGGUCAAUUUCGGAUCGGCAUGCUGAUGAAAUUUGUCAAAAGUUUUUUUUUUAAAUUCAAGUAUGUAUUGUAUGUCUUUAUCAAAAUAAUUUUUUUUUUGGUUUUUAAAUUGAACUGACUUCAGCAGGUCAGCUUGUGAAAGAGAACGUCUGUGAGUGAGACUUAAGGAAGAAAAAUUAUUAAAUUAACAAAAAAAAACUUUUCUGUCGAUUUUCUUUUGAAUAUGUUUUUGAAAAGAUUAAAAAAAAAAUAAGAAAAAAAAAGUUUGAAAAUGGAAAUAAAAAUAUAGUUGACACACUACCACUACCUAAUAGAAAAAAUUAUUGUAAUUAUUUGUCUAAAAAGUAAAUAAAAAGAAAAAAUCUUUAAAGUGAAAAUACAACCGCUGUUAAAUUAAUCUAAAAAAAGUCAAAGAAAAAAUAAAGGAAAAAAAAAUAACAUCACACAUAGAAUCCUAAUAAAAUUGUGCAUUUUAAGAUAUUGAAAUAGUUUAAAAAAAAGAGAAAACGAGAGAAAAACCAAUUCUAGUUUGAAGACAAAAAA
This is a messenger RNA of Bradysia coprophila, 3499 nucleotides long. It is a transcript of the gene Pli, whose product is annotated as E3 ubiquitin-protein ligase pellino. Lineage: Eukaryota; Metazoa; Arthropoda; Insecta; Diptera; Sciaridae. Gene Ontology annotation, molecular function: ubiquitin protein ligase activity; protein binding. Gene Ontology annotation, biological process: regulation of Toll signaling pathway; protein polyubiquitination. The record is from RefSeq and is a predicted model, not a curated record.